AUGAGCGAGGAAUACUACAACUCCUGGGAGGAGCCUAGCAAAUAUCCGCGGAUACCCAACGUCUAUGAGCCCAUCGACGGCGUUCCAUCUCGCAACGCUCACGACACCAACACUCGGCCUCUCAACCGAGACAAGACAAAGGCCAUCGCAGUCAAACUGAAUAUCGAUAGCCAUCGCCGGUCAACUUCACUGCGACAAUCCCCUGACUUUGAAAAUUGGCCAGACCAGAGGGCACUUGAGGACGAUCAAGCGAAUUGGUCCGUCGCAGCACAACUGGGGAGCAGUUAUACCUGGAGCGAUGAUUCCUUCAACUGGCGUCCGAAACCGUCAAACCCGUCGCAUCCGCCGCAGCGUGAAACAGACGAGCAGAGGCGAGCAAAACGGCAGUCAAGUUUCGAAAAGUGGAUGAAUGCCGGCGACAAACUCUUCUGUCACUCACAGAAGGCCCGGUCAUGA
Fusarium falciforme is the source of this 456-nucleotide messenger RNA. RefSeq lists its product as hypothetical. NCBI's taxonomy places the organism in Eukaryota, Fungi, Ascomycota, Sordariomycetes, Hypocreales, Nectriaceae. The transcript has a single exon. The coding region runs from base 1 to 456 and encodes 151 amino acids. The record is from RefSeq and is a predicted model, not a curated record.